AUGCUGAGUCAGAAGGAGACUUCAGCACAGAAGACUGUGGUGGCGGUGCACACCGAGGGGGCUUCAUAUUUGAAAUCUUCAGACAGAAGGGGUGAUGCAUAUGCCCAGGAGGACGAAUCGGUGAAACGGCCGCCAAUGAUGAAAAUAAAGGAAGAGGCUGCCACUCUUCUCGAAAUGAUGGGUACAAUUAUGGAAAUAAUGAGUACCUUAAAGAUGGAAGAAGCCAUAGAAGGCGUAUUUGACUUCGCCAAAGAAAAAAUUAUGGACGCGGCAAGAUACGUAAUAUUGUAUCCAGGCGUUCAUAGGCGAUUUUUAGAGAUGCUUCUAAAGAAGUCCACACUAGCCGCUGCUAUCAGAGCAAGAACGUCACAACGUUGGGAUGUUAUUGCUUCAUUUAUAAAUCAACAUUCAACUGGGGAAGCUAAUAUAACGGCCCGCGAUGUCCUCAACAAAGCUAAGGCGUUGCAACAUAGCGAUUUUUCAAAGAACACACUCAAAACACAAGCUAAUGCUACGGCUUUUGAAAAUUUUGAAAAAUCUAAGAAGGAAGUUGUAACGUCUUCAGACAUUACUGUCAAUACGGAAAUAUCUUCUGAAAUCGCAGGCAAUAGUGAAUCCAAAGAAAAUCAAACUAAUGGAAAUAUUCCGGCCUCCACAGCAGGUAACACAAAAUCGUCAAAAACAGCAUUAAAGGCGUGGACAAAGGAAGAACAAGCUUUAUUGGAACAAGCCAUAAAAACGUACCCAAUAUCAACGCCAGACCGUUGGGAUCGGAUUGCAGAAUGUAUUCCUAAUAGAUCUAAAAAGGAUUGCCUACGCAGGGUUAAAGAAUUAGUCGAACUUGUGAACUCUAAAAAAGAAGCUCAGCAGUUGGUCAAAUGA
Messenger RNA from Musca domestica (house fly), 882 nucleotides. Its product is annotated as dnaJ homolog subfamily C member 2-like. The coding region runs from base 1 to 882 and encodes 293 amino acids. Lineage: Eukaryota; Metazoa; Arthropoda; Insecta; Diptera; Muscidae. The transcript has 2 exons. Gene Ontology annotation, cellular component: cytosol. Gene Ontology annotation, biological process: regulation of translational fidelity; 'de novo' cotranslational protein folding. The record is from RefSeq and is a predicted model, not a curated record. Gene Ontology annotation, molecular function: ribosome binding; Hsp70 protein binding.